AUGGACAAGAUUGGCCGUUACCUGAAACCUGCCAGCACUACGCUUGGCCUGCUUCCCCAUACGACCACUUCAGGCCCAAACGCGUCGAAGCUGGAAGCGCCCCUGAGGGCAAAACCAGGCUCGUGCUUGGACAACUGCAAUGGUCGAGGAAGCUGCUCCAAUGGCAAAUGCACAUGCGGCGCGGGCUGGACUGGCGAGGCGUGUGACAUUGCGACUUGCCCCAGCGACUGCAAUUCGCGCGGAUCCUGCGUAGGCGGAGUCUGCGCUUGCAACUACGCCUUCUAUGGCGCUGCAUGCGAAUACCCGCGCUGCAAAAACGAUUGCAAUGGCCACGGCUACUGUGACAGUGGCAACUGCGUUUGCAACGCCGGCUUCAAGGGCGCAGCUUGCGACGAAUAUGAGGAGCCUCAGCCUGUUGCACCAGCUGUUGCUACCCAAGCCCCCAGCGAGGAGGCAGCGCAGCGCCUGGCCACGUUCGGGGAGAAGGUCCGCAGCAUUGCUCCGCCCAGCUGCCCAGAGGACUGCAACCAGCGUGGCAGGUGUGAGCUGGAUGGCACAUGCACCUGCAUCGCGAACUACACGGGCCUUGCGUGCGAACACCACUGCCCCA
Molecule: messenger RNA, 610 nt
Organism: Symbiodinium pilosum
Lineage: Eukaryota; Dinophyceae; Suessiales; Symbiodiniaceae
Source: the annotation of a GenBank genome assembly